AUGAGGUUGCAGGGUGGAGGAGAAGCAGUGGCGGCGCCUGCGCCCACGACAAUGAGGAUCACUGAUGGCCACCUUGCCAAAGCAGAUACUCCUGCGGUGAAGAGUCGCGCAUUUCAGUUGACCACAGAGGAGGCUCGAGCAGCGCCAGACGUUGUGGCUGUGACCUUUUUGGUCAAUGGUAUGUCGGCUCAUGUUAUUUUCGAUUCAGGAGCCACUCGAUCAUUCGUAUCUCUUGCGCUUAGCAAGAAGUUCCAGGAUGCUUCGGGGACUUUGGAUUCCCCGCUUGAGGUUAAGAUUGCAGAUGAUUGCACUGUGAGUGUUGUGAGGGUAUAUCGGGACUGUGUCCUGAAUGUGUUUGGGGAGAGGUUCCGUAUCGAUCUAGUUUCGAUACCGUUGCGUGGGUUAAAGGUGAUCGUCGGAAUCGACUGGUUGGGGGCCAAUAGGGCCAUGAUAAAUUGCGAACGCCAGCUAGUGAGAGUUCUAACCCCAAGUGGGAGAGAACUGGUUUUUAGGGAGAGAAGUCCCCGCAGGCGCCAAUCCUCUGUUCGGCUGUGA
This is a messenger RNA of Lactuca sativa (garden lettuce), 555 nucleotides long. RefSeq lists its product as uncharacterized. The record is from RefSeq and is a predicted model, not a curated record. Gene Ontology annotation, molecular function: aspartic-type endopeptidase activity. Lineage: Eukaryota; Viridiplantae; Streptophyta; Magnoliopsida; Asterales; Asteraceae. Gene Ontology annotation, biological process: proteolysis.